CGCAGGCUGCGGACAUUGGCGGGCACGUGGGUUCGGCUGCAGCGCUGCGCCAGGCACCGGCUUCUCGGCUCGGCCCAACCUCUCAGCUCCCGCCUCGGCCCCUGCCUCUGGGGAGAGGGUUCCUCCUCCCUUUCACUUUGCACCAGUCCGAGGAAAUUUGCGGUCGGUGACGCGCAUCCUUAAGAGAGCCACCUGCAGCGCGGGGCGCGCCGCUCCAGGCGGCAUCGCAGGGCUGGGCCGGCGCGGCCUGGGGACCCCGGGCUCCGGAGGCCAUGCCAGCGUUGGCGCGCGGCGGCGGCAGGCUGCCGCUGCUCGUUGUUUUCUCUGCAAUGAUAUCUGGGACUAUUACAAAUCAAGAUCUGCCUGUGAUCAAGUGUGUUUUAAUCAAUCAUCAGAACAAUGAUUCAUCAGUGGGGAAGUCAUCAUAUCCCAUGGUGAUGGAAUCCCCAGAAGACCUCGGGUGUGCGUUGAGACCGCAGAGCGCAGGGACAGUAUACGAAGCUGCCGCGGUGGAAGUGGAGGCGUCUGCCUCCAUCACACUGCAAGUGCUGGUCAGCACCCCUGGGAACGUUUCCUGUCUCUGGGUCUUUAAGCACAGCUCCCUGAAUUGCCAACCAUAUUUUGAUUUACAAAACAGAGGAGUUGUUUCCAUGGUCAUUUUGAAAAUGACAGAAACCCAAGCUGGAGAAUACCUACUUUUUAUUCAGAGUGAAGCUACCAAUUACACAAUAUUGUUUACAGUGAGUAUAAGAAAUACUCUGCUUUACACAUUAAGAAGACCUUACUUUAGAAAAAUGGAGAACCAGGACGCCCUGGUCUGCAUAUCUGAGAGCGUUCCAGAGCCGAUCGUGGAAUGGGUGCUUUGCGACUCACAGGGGGAAAGCUGUAAAGAAGAAAGUCCAGCUGUUGUUAAAAAGGAGGAAAAAGUGCUUCAUGAAUUAUUUGGGACGGACAUAAGGUGCUGUGCAAGAAAUGAAUUGGGCAGGGAAUGCACCAGGCUGUUCACAAUAGAUCUAAAUCAAACUCCUCAGACCACAUUGCCACAGUUAUUUCUUAAAGUGGGGGAACCCUUAUGGAUAAGGUGCAAAGCUGUUCAUGUGAAUUAUGAAUUCGGGCUCACCUGGGAACUAGAAAACAAAGCACUCCAGGAGGGCAGCUACUUUGAGAUGAGUACCUAUUCAACAAACAGAACUAUGAUACGGAUUCUGUUUGCUUUUGUAUCAUCAGUGGGAAGAAACGACACUGGAUACUACACUUGCUCCUCUUCAAAACAUCCCAGUCAAUCAGCUUUGGUUACCAUCGUAGAAAAGGGAUUUAUAAAUGCUACCAAUUCAAGUGAAGAUUAUGACAUUGACCAAUAUGAAGAGUUUUGUUUUUCUGUCAGGUUUAAAGCCUACCCACAAAUCAGAUGUACGUGGACUUUCUCUCGAAAAUCAUUUCCUUGUGAACAAAAGGGUCUCAAUGACGGAUACAGCAUAUCCAAGUUUUGCAACCAUAAGCACCAGCCAGGAGAAUAUAUAUUCCAUGCAGAAAAUGAUGAUGCCCAAUUUACCAAAAUGUUCACACUGAAUAUAAGAAGUAAGUUAAAUGGUCAAGAAUUUAAUUUUGCUGGGAUUAUAGGCGUGAGCCACGGCUCCUGGCAUGAAUCUGUUUCAGAACUCGCUGCAGAAACCCCAACUUCCAGUCUGAUGACAGCUCACCUGUCUAACUUCUCUGCCAUUUUUUUUUUUUCCAGCUGCACAGAAGAGAUCACAGAAGGAGUAUGGAAUGGAAGGGCUAACAGGAAAGUGUUUGGACAGUGGGUGUCGAGCAGUACUCUCAACGUGAGUGAAGCCUUAAGAGGGUUCCUGGUCAAGUGCUGUGCAUACAAUUCCCUUGGCACGUCUUGUGAGACGAUCCUUUUAAACUCCCCAGGCCCCUUCCCUUUCAUCCAAGACAUCUCAUUCUACGCAACAAUCGGGUUUUGUCUCCUCUUCAUUGUUGUUUUAACCAUGCUAAUUUGUCACAAGUACAAAAAGCAAUUUAGGUAUGAAAGCCAGAUGCAGAUGGUACAGGUGACCGGCUCCUCAGAUAAUGAAUACUUCUAUGUGGAUUUCAGAGAGUAUGAAUAUGAUCUCAAAUGGGAGUUUCCAAGAGAAAAUUUAGAGUUUGGGCAGGUACUAGGAUCAGGUGCUUUUGGAAAGGUGAUGAACGCAACAGCUUAUGGAAUUAGCAAAACAGGAGUCUCAAUCCAGGUUGCCGUCAAAAUGCUAAAAGAAAAAGCAGACAGCUCUGAAAGAGAGGCACUCAUGUCAGAACUCAAGAUGAUGACCCAGCUUGGAAGCCAUGAGAAUAUUGUGAAUCUGCUGGGAGCAUGCACGCUGUCAGGACCAAUUUACUUGAUUUUUGAAUAUUGUUGCUAUGGUGAUCUUCUCAACUAUCUAAGAAGUAAAAGAGAAAAAUUUCACAGGACUUGGACAGAGAUUUUCAAGGAACAUAAUUUCAGUUUUUACCCCUCUUUCCAAUCACAUCCGAAUUCCAGCAUGCCUGGUUCAAGAGAAGUUCAAAUACACCAGGACUCGGAUCCGAUCUCAGGGCUUCAUGGGAAUUCAUUUCACUCUGAAGAUGAAAUUGAAUAUGAAAACCAAAAAAGGCUGGAAGAAGAGGAGGACUUAAAUGUGCUUACAUUUGAAGACCUUCUUUGCUUUGCAUAUCAAGUUGCCAAAGGAAUGGAAUUUCUGGAAUUUAAGUCGUGUAUUCACAGAGACCUGGCCGCCAGGAACGUGCUUGUCACCCACGGGAAAGUGGUGAAGAUAUGUGACUUUGGAUUGGCUCGGGACAUCAUGAAUGAUUCCAACUAUGUUGUCAGGGGCAAUGCCCGUCUGCCUGUAAAAUGGAUGGCCCCGGAAAGCCUGUUUGAAGGGAUCUAUACCAUUAAGAGUGAUGUCUGGUCAUACGGAAUAUUACUCUGGGAAAUCUUCUCACUUGGUGUGAAUCCUUACCCUGGCAUUCCGGUUGAUGCUAACUUCUACAGACUGAUUCGAAAUGGAUUUAAGAUGGAUCAGCCAUUUUAUGCUACGGAAGAAAUAUACUUUAUAAUGCAAUCCUGCUGGGCUUUUGACUCAAGGAAACGGCCAUCCUUCCCUAAUUUGACUUCAUUUUUAGGAUGUCAGCUGGCAGAUGCAGAAGAAGCGAUGUAUCAGAACAUGGAUGGCUGUGUUUCGGAACGUCCUCACACCUACCAAAACAGGCGACCUUUCAGUAGAGGGAUGGAUUCGGGGCCACUCUCUCCGCAGGCUCAGGUGGAAGAUUCAUAGAGGAACAAUUUAGUCUUAAGGACUUCAUCCCUCCACCUAUCCCUAACAGGCUGUAGAUUACCAAAACAAGAUUAAUUUCAUUACUAAAAGAAAAUCUAUUAUCAACUGCUGCUUCACCAGACUUUUCUCUAGAAGCUGUCUGCAUUUACUCUUGUUUUCAAAGGGACUUUUGUAAAAUCAAAUCAUCCUGUCACAAGGCAGGAGGAGCUGAUAAUGAACUUUACUGGAGCAUCGACUUGCAUCCAAGGUCUUCUCUGGCCGGCUUGAGUGAAUUGGGUACCUGAAGUAUAGUAUAUUCUUAUAAAUACAUAAAACAAAAGCAUUUUUGCUAAAGAGAAGCUAAUAUCAUUUUUUAAAAUCUAUGUUUUAAAAUAAUAUGUAACUUUUUCAGCUAUUUAGUGAUAUAUUUUAUGGAUGGAAAUAAAAUUUCUACUAUAGAAUUGGC
This is a messenger RNA of Cebus imitator (Panamanian white-faced capuchin), 3741 nucleotides long. RefSeq names its product fms related receptor tyrosine kinase 3 (gene FLT3). The transcript has 23 exons. Gene Ontology annotation, biological process: protein phosphorylation; B cell differentiation; cytokine-mediated signaling pathway. The coding region runs from base 273 to 3296 and encodes 1007 amino acids. Gene Ontology annotation, molecular function: transmembrane receptor protein tyrosine kinase activity; ATP binding. Lineage: Eukaryota; Metazoa; Chordata; Mammalia; Primates; Cebidae. Gene Ontology annotation, cellular component: signaling receptor complex. The record is from RefSeq and is a predicted model, not a curated record.